UUUCUACAAGUUUGGUUUCAAUUUGAUCAUCUGUUUUCUAAGUGAAAUCGACUAGAAAUCACGUCGAUAACUAUGUCAAGAUCUUUUUCUUUCCCAAUUUUUGUCUAUUAGAAGUAGUGUUUAUCAAUUUAAUAUUCAAAUCUAUUUCAAGUUUCAAUUAGUAAACCAACUCUUAUUUGCCUGUCAAGAAGAAGAUUGUUUCAAGAAUGAAAUUCUUCAUCUUAAUUGUCUGCCUUUUUGGAACUGUAUUUGCUCAGAGUCAUCCUGUAAAAUACAAACCGCUCCCUGUCGAUGAUUCAACUGUUAUAAAGUUAGCUAACCAAGCCGUUGCUAAAAUCAACGCAGAGGGAAAUGGUAAGUUUUACAAUAAACUGAUCGAGAUCAAAGAAGCUAGAUCUAAACUCCGCCAUUCUAAAAUUACUUAUACGAUUAAAGUAAUCUUACGAAAAACUUAUUCUCACAAAUCCAAACCGUACACUGAUGCUUGUGGAAUCAACGAUACUGCACCUCCUAAACUAUGCACCAUCGAUGCAUAUGUACGUGUUGGUUCUGACGAAAGCAAGAUCGUCAUAUUACGUUGUGAAACAAUUCAUAAGCUUGUAAAAUGAUUUUUCCAAUUUUUCUUGGUACAUGUGAUUGAAGUACAUGAUCUGGAAAAAGCUAAUUGUGCGAUUUAAAAUUAGCAGAUUUCAAAACAAAUUCCUGUUUCAAUCAGUGUUUGGCGAUAUUGAAAAGGAAUCACUAUCAAUCAUAAAGGUAUCAAGUAUUUAAUGAGUUCAAUUAAAGCAUGGAUCUGGUUCGUGAGACACAAGAGUCCCUACAGACAACUGAAAGCUCAAUUUUUCCUCGAUUCUGUUGAUUGCCUAAUAAUUUCAUCAAAUUUCUUGAUAUGGAGUAUUAUCGACAGGAGUAGUAAAGGGUAUCUAACGCCACGAAAAGGUGGAGCCUAUUUUAGGGGGAGGGUUAGGGGGAAAUGCGUAGAAAAGUUGCGCGGUAAAUUUUAAAUUUCAAAACGAAAAUUUUGCAUAUAAAUAUACUAGUUUUCAAAGAUCUUUGUUCAUUUCUUCAUAAACUUGUAAACAUGUCAUUUCAAAUUCCGAAUAGAGAAGAUUUACUAUCUCAAAGCGUGAGAUAUGAAACCUAUCAAACAAUCAUGGGUCGAGCAUGGACCAUCCUCUGCCCCUGCCUGUCGCUACUUUAACUCCUCUGGCUUCUCCAGCUCGCACUCCGCUGCCUUCUCCUGCUUCUGCUGCUCUGGUAUCUCCUGUCGAUAUGCUUCAAUGUCCGUCUCUGAUGAAUCUUCAUCAUCAUUCAUCCCUCUUCAUCGAUGUGCUGAGACUGUGGCCCUUCGAUCCAUCAGCCAGCAGACGAGAGAGGCAUUGCUCGACUCAGAGCAUUUGAAUGGUGCUGUUCCCUUGAAUGAGGUGGUUGGUCUCUUGAGGAAGCUCCAGGCUGGGCUUUCGAUCCAACAGGAUUGGGCUUCCUCAUUUGUUCAGAUGGUUGGAACCAUUGAUGGUUUGGUCCUUAAAUAUAGACCUCAACCAAACGUGGAAGAAGAGGAAACCAUUGGUGGGGUUGACUCAGCCAUUGAGAUUUCCUCAACCUCCAUCACUAACUCCAUCAUAGCAUCCGAUGAUUCUGAGAUCCGGAUAGAAUCCACAGGCAGCUCUGGUUGGGAAACCAUCACCUCCUCUCUACCUUCCUCUGCAGCAAUCACAGCAACACCAACACCUCUGAUGACUCCGUUCCGUCCCAGGCGGCUUGAUUUUGAUUCUUUGGUGGCUGAUGAUCCUCCUCAUAUCAGUUCACCAUACCCUUUUACUAUGACUUUCAAAAGAGUAAAUGACUCUUUUGAAAUCAUUAAAUGUAAAAGGUUUAAGUCUCUAUAG
This is a messenger RNA of Tetranychus urticae (two-spotted spider mite), 1889 nucleotides long. The record is from RefSeq and is a predicted model, not a curated record. Lineage: Eukaryota; Metazoa; Arthropoda; Arachnida; Trombidiformes; Tetranychidae.